Linum trigynum is the source of this 3981-nucleotide messenger RNA. The record is from the annotation of a GenBank genome assembly. Lineage: Eukaryota; Viridiplantae; Streptophyta; Magnoliopsida; Malpighiales; Linaceae.
CCUACCAAUAUGCUAAAAUAAUAGUAUAAUACAAAUGUCUAUAGUUUUCCUAACUUCUUUCCUUGCUCUAGUCCUCGGUGGAAAUUAUUAUUGAUUAACCAAGUGACUUAUGCUCGCCAAUAAACUUAUAAUUCAACAAUAUUAUGGCAAGCAAAACGAUUCAGCGAUGGUAUUGUAUGAAUCUCGAUGACUUUCAACAAGUUUGAGAGUUUAUAAUUAGAUUUAUGUGUAUGUUUUUUCACAUAGAUAUUCUGUAACGGAAUAGUAAGAUAUGAAAAUAACAAUAUAUGAUGAUAUUUGCAAGACAAUUAAGAAAAAAAAAUUGUAAACGCUCUAGUCACAAGAUGCCCAAUCAAACGAUGAGAUGGGUCAUUUUUUGCCACGAUAUUGACAACCCUAUUGUUCUUACGAGGGCCUAUGUGUAUGUUAUAUCCAUUGGUUUAAUAGUUUUAUUCGACUAACAUACAUGUUCCUCAGGGUACUCUUGUUCAAUUUUCCUUAUUUAUUAGAAAAACAAGACUUCUUCGCGUUAUAUUUUAAUUUAUUGACUCUUGUAUGACGUUUUUUUUAGAACUCUGCGUGUUUUAUUAAUCACUAGUUUUUGUUAGAAUGUAGUUUUUGCCCCAUUAAAAAUGACAUAUAUCAUGGUGUGUUGGCAGGAAAAUGAUGCAAAAUGAAGGUUGGAAGGAAGUAAGGAAGGGGAAAUUAGUUGGUGGUUCAGGCUGGCCUGCAUUUCCAUUCCAUUUUCUAUUAUUCUAUGUUGUUUUCCUACUUAGAAUUUCUUGCUAUUUGAUAGACACUUGCCAGGAAUGUCCCUCUUCUUUUCUUCCUAGCCUUUUUUUUUCUCCCUUCUCUUUUCCUUCCACUGACUUGGAAAAUUAUAUACCUGAAAUUUCCUGGAAACAAAUAAUAAUUUAUAAAACGCAAGUCUCAUCCAUGAAGAAAUAGCCGCCGCCGCCGCCGGCCGGUCUCUGGGGUUUUUUUUCCAGGAGGCGGGAGUGAGACAUUCCGUCCGACGACUACGCUCCGAUAUAAUUUUUAGUUUUGGGCUUUUGGACUGUUGUGUGAAAGCCCAACUAUGGGGUUUUGAUCCACCAUCUCUAUCCAUGGACUUGGGCCUUUUCCAUCCCGAAGCAAAUCGUAUCGUCAUAAGCAGCCCGAUUGGCCAUUUGCAAAACCGAACCUGAAAAUCAAAAUCCUCGUCUCCCGGUUCUGCUGCCUGAACGAUCAUAUUCCCGCUUUGGUUGUGCGAAGAAGAGAAGGGAAGUGCGGCGGAGAGCAGUUUCCUUCUCCCGGUGAUUGUUACUGCCAGCUGUGAACGGGGAGCGUCCGGCCGGCGUUUGAUACAGUCGACUGGCUGUGGGUGUUGCUCGCCGUUCCUUGAACUUCAAUUUCGGCUCUUCAUCACUUCUCUACUCUCCCCGGCAUUCAUCUUUGUUCUGUGCAGAAUGUCAGGCAGGGAGGACAGCUUAAUAGUCUUCUUCACAUCAGUCGCAGAUUCGGUUUUCCUCUUCAUUUCCGUUUUAUCUUUUUGGUGAGGCAUUCGACUCUGUCUUCUUCGUCUGAGCAAACGGCAUGUCGUUCUCACUUGCUCAUUUGACUAAGCUCUUAAAGCUCUGUGCCGAUACCAAAAAGAUUAGAACCGGUAGAAUGAUCCAUGCCCAUCUAGUCGUCAUGAAUCACACCGUUGGUAAGAACUCUACGGAGGCCAACUCGUUGAUUAAUUUCUACUCGAAAUGUGGCGAUUUAUCGGUUGCUCGCAACCUGUUCGAUGCUUUGCCUGAGAGGAACGUUGUUUCUUGGGCUGCGCUGAUGGCCGGGUAUUUGCAGUCUGGGCUGCCAUUAGAAGUGAUUGGUUUGUUUAAAGACAUGGUUUCUGAGUCUCGAGUUAGGCCGAACGAGUACAUUUUUGCUACUGUUGUUUCAGCCUGUUCUGCCUGCAGAAGACUUCAGAUGGGUGUGCAAGGCCACUGUCAUGUGUUGAAGUUGGGAUUGGUUUUCCAUGAUUAUGUUCGAGAUGCUCUAGUUGACAUGUACUCCAAGUGCAUGUGCAUUGAUGAAGCAGUUCGGUUAUGGAAUUCGGUACCGGGAAAUUAUACUUACUCCUAUCAGUUGAUUUUGAAUGGACUUGUCGAACAUGGGUAUCCCAAUCGAGGUCUGAAGAUUUUGAGGAAGAUGGUUGCUGAAGAUUACGAAUGGGAAGAUACUGCUUGGGUUAGUGUGUUGGCGCUUUUGGCUUGUCUUAGAGAUCUGAGAUUGGCUAGGCAAACCCAUGGGAAGUUGAUUAGGAGUAAUCUUGAGUGUGAUAUGUAUGUCAAUAGUGCCCUCAUCAACAUGUAUGGCAAAUGUGGGAACCCUUUGAAUGCUAGCAGAGUUUUUCAUGGGUUGCAAGAUCGAAAUGUUGUGUUAUGGACAUCCGUCAUGGCUGCUUAUUCCCAGAAUGAGUUGUUUGAGGAGGCAUUGAAUUUGCUUCCAGCUAUGGAACUCGAUGAUGUUCGGCCAAACGAGUUUACUUUUGCUGUAUCCGUGAAUGCUAGUGCUGGAUUGUCUACAUUGAGGCACGGGUACAUUUUACAUGGAAGUGCUAUGAAGGCUGGAUUUGUUGACCAUAUCAUUGUUGGAAAUGCGUUGAUCAAUAUGUACGCCAAAUGUGGAAACAUUGGAGCUGCAAGUCAUAUAUUUUCAGGCAUGAAAUCUCGCAACAUCAUCUCCUGGAAUGCAAUGAUAUGUGGCUUUUCGCAUCAUGGACUUGGAAAGGAAGCCCUUCUAGCAUUUGAGAACAUGUUGACUGAAGCAGUCCAUCCUAACUAUGUUACUUUCGUUGGGGUUCUCUCUGCCUGUACUCAUUUAGGUCUGGUGGACAAAGGUUUAUACUACUUUAACUACCUAAUGGGACACAUGGGUAUAGAGCCUGGAUUAGAACACUACACAUGCAUGAUUGGCCUUCUAGGAAAAGCUGGAAAACUGGAUGAGGCCAAGAACUUUAUGAUGAUGUCCAGUAUGGUAAAAUGGGAUGUUGUUGCAUGGCGUACUUUGCUCAAUGCUUGUCAUAUUCACAAGAACUACAAUUUAGAAGAGCAGGUCGCGAAAUCCAUUCUCGAGAUGGACCCUCAUGACAUGGGAUCGUAUACAGUGCUCUCUAAUACAUAUGCCAGGGAAAAGAGGUGGGAUGGAGUUGCCAAGAUCCGGAAGUUGAUGAAUGACAGAAACAUAAAGAAGGAGCCCGGGGCGAGCUGGAUAGAGACGCAAAAUGUGACUCAUGUCUUUGUCUCAGAGGACAAGAAACAUCCAGAAAUUCUUGAGAAGGUAAAGGAACUUAUUGCAUUGAUCAAGCCAUUUGGAUAUGAUCCCGAUUUUGAUGUUGUUCGGCACGGUUGAGGAUGAACAGAAGGAAGAAUACAUUCGCAAUCACAGUGAGAAGUUGGCUAUGGCAUACGGUAUCAUGAAAUUGCCUUCAUGAGCUCUGAUCAUUGUAAUUAAAAAUCUGAGGAUGUGUGAUGAUUGCCACUCUGCUGCCAAAUUCAUUUCAAAACUGACAAGGAGGUGGAUAAUCAUUAGAGAUACCAAAUGUUUCCACCAUUUUCAGGAUGGGCGGUGUUCUUGUGGAGAUUAUUGGUGAUUGUUGGUUGGUUCGCUCUUCGGUACUAUACAAGCCUGGUACAUGGUGUCAUAGGCUGCUGAGAGUAGCAAUUUUAGGUGAUGCUAUCCAUGGUUACUGCUCCAUUACGCGUGUAAGUUGCUCAGCUAGAGUGGUCAAAACAUUCCUCACUUACUCCUACUGCCUGAAGAUGGAGCUAGUCUCAUUGCCGCGGUCUCUAAAAGGUACUUAACUCUAAUUGAUUGCAGCUUAUGAGCUUUCCGGUUAUUGAGCCUAUCUUCUACUUUAAUUUCAUUCCACGUUUGCUCUCAUUUUAGGUUUUUGCUAGAUUACUCAUUGUUUAAAGAAUCCUUCCAAGUGGUUAACAAAAGUAAUGCGAUUAA